AUGAGCAACCGACAAGCGGCUAUCCAGCGCAUCACCCGCAUCAUUACGGCGGAGUAUCCUGGCGUGAAAGUGGAGUAUUUUGGCAGCACACUCACGGGCUUGCUACUGCCUACCAGCGAUAUUGACGUGGUGGCCGUGGUGAGCGGUCCGGGCGGCCCUGCUGCAUGGUUACGCGGUUGUUACGUGGCGAUGCAACGACAUAAUGCAGACGUGAAAUGCAGCGAACUGGUGACCAAAACAAAAGUUCCGCUGCUGAAGUUCGUGGAUGUGGCUACGGGAAUGAACCUGGAUCUAUCGUACGCAUCCAUGCAUCAUUAUAAUCAACCCCAGGGCGUGGCGAAUUCCAGUUGGAUCAUAUCCGCAAUCAGUCGCUAUCCGCUGCUGCCGAAACUUGUCACUGUCGUUAAGGAGUACCUGCGCCGCCGCAGUCUCCACGAAGUCUACCGCGGCGGAGUCAGUUCCUACGUGGUCACUCUGAUGACCAUCAGUUUCUUCCAGCACCAGGCGACCGGCGACAACCUGGGUCGCUUACUGCUGCGAUUCCUCCAGUACUACGGCACAGAAUUUGAUUUCGAUAAGCAAGCCAUUAUCGUGACGGGAAACGGUGCGAUCAUAUCGAAGUCGGAUAUGCGGCGUAAAUUGGGCUUUAGGGAAAUUAGCCUUUCCCUGAGCAUCCAGGAUCCGGUCGAGUCCGGUCGGGAUGCCGCCGCUCCGUCGCACCGCGGGAUGGAUGCAGCGAAGAGGGCGUUCCGUGAAGCACAUGAUGCGUUGCAGCGCGCGGUGGACCGUUCGACGCAAACAGGGGAUACUGUGAGUUUCCUGGAGGUGAUCUUCGAUUACUUCAAACAUUCGCGUCAUUUACGCUAUUUUUGA
Messenger RNA from Paramacrobiotus metropolitanus, 873 nucleotides. Its product is annotated as terminal nucleotidyltransferase 4A-like. The transcript is spliced from 2 exons. Gene Ontology annotation, cellular component: TRAMP complex; nucleolus. Gene Ontology annotation, biological process: RNA 3'-end processing. The coding region runs from base 1 to 873 and encodes 290 amino acids. Gene Ontology annotation, molecular function: mRNA binding; poly(A) RNA polymerase activity. The record is from RefSeq and is a predicted model, not a curated record. NCBI's taxonomy places the organism in Eukaryota, Metazoa, Tardigrada, Eutardigrada, Parachela, Macrobiotidae.